This is a messenger RNA of Poecilia reticulata (guppy), 5232 nucleotides long. RefSeq names its product phospholipid phosphatase-related protein type 4-like. NCBI's taxonomy places the organism in Eukaryota, Metazoa, Chordata, Actinopteri, Cyprinodontiformes, Poeciliidae. The record is from RefSeq and is a predicted model, not a curated record. Gene Ontology annotation, molecular function: phosphatidate phosphatase activity. Gene Ontology annotation, biological process: axonogenesis; signal transduction; phospholipid dephosphorylation. Gene Ontology annotation, cellular component: plasma membrane.
GUCAUACAUUGCGCAACCCGCUGCGCUGCUGUGUGUGUUUUUUUGCUUAAGAAAGACGGUGGAGGAGAAGCUUAUUUUGAAAUCCUCGACAGGAUAUGUGGCUUGUUUUGGCUGAGGUACAGCGGUCCACCUGCUGCAGCAGAGCGGCUGCCAGCCGAAGGAGACAAACCUGGUGACUGAAUGACCGGAGCUGCGGUGGGUUCAACUCUGCUCUGCUUCAAAGACGCCGCACGUUUCUGCACGAGACUGUUUUUCCACUGACAGCACACAGGCUGGACAUGUGUGGAGGACACGGCGACUGGAUUCCUGCGCUGACGGGUUUUUUUUUCGAACAGCAGAAACUGAACCGAAGGUGCGACGACGGACACAUCUGCUCUGUAGGCAGCGACCCUUCAUUUCCACCCCGUCAGGUGAUGGAGGCUGGCCUGUAGGGAAACAAUUCCACUCGGUCCAGGUGUGGGCGGACAAGGACUUGGCAGGAAUUUCGCCAAAAUUACGACGGGAAUCAAGUACAGUUCACUGUCUCCCGGUACCGGGGGAGACCAGCGGCCGCUCGUCAUGUCUCGCGCAAAGGAGCGACUGAAAGCCGGGAAGGAGACGAAGGACAGCGUCACCCUCCUGCCGUGCUUUUACUUUGUGGAGCUCCCCAUCCUGGCCUCCUCUGUUGUCAGUCUUUAUUUUCUGGAGCUGACUGAUAUUUUCCAGCCAGUGCAUUCUGGGUAUACUUGUAAUGACCGCAGCUUGUCGUUGCCCUACAUCCUGCCCAGACAGGAAGUCUGCCCACUCCCUUUGCUCUUCAGCUUGGCCUUUGCAGCUCCAACAGUCACAAUCCUGAUAGGAGAAGCCAUCCUGUACUGCUAUCUGUCCAGGAGGUCGUCAACCACUCAGACUGAAGCUAACAUCAACGCCGCAGGCUGUAAUUUCAACUCCUACAUUCGCAGAGCUGUUCGCUUUAUAGGCGUCCAUAUCUUUGGCCUGUGUGUGACGGCUCUGAUAACGGACAUCCUCCAGCUGUCCACUGGGCUUCAUACGCCCUACUGGCUGGAUGUGUGCAAACCCAACUUGACCCACAUUAACAUGUCGAGCUGUGAUGAAGCCUUCAUUCUGGAGGAUAUCUGUUCCGGACCGGACCUGGGACUCAUCAACGCUGGGAGGAAGUCUUUUCCAUCCCAGCAUGCCACACUGGCUGCCUUUGCUGCUGUCUACAUCUCCAUGUACUUCAACACAGUGCUGACAGACUCAGCCAAGCUACUGAAGCCUCUGCUGGUUUUCUCUUUCGUCAUGCUGGCCAUCCUGGCCGGAUUGACCCGGAUCAUUCAGUUCAGAAACCACCCCGUGGAUGUGUACUGUGGCUGGUUACUGGGAGCCGCCAUCGCUGUUUAUUUGGGUGUAUACGCAGUAAGCAACUUCAAGCCAAGUGAAGAUCGCUCCAGAAGUCAACUGAAUCCUCCCUUUCUUAGAGAGCGACCCCUCUCUUCCCUCCCCAAUGUCAGCCAAUCAGCAACCAGCAACAGCCACCAAGUCCACCACACCCUGGCCCCCAGCCCACCAAAGCCCAUCAUUACAAGGACCUCCUCCCACACUUUGGCCCCUGACCAUCCAGUACCCAUCCUAACUCGCAGCUCCUCCUAUCGGGAGCCAUCUAUGAGCAAUCUGAAAAGAGCCAGUGCUGAUGUGGAGGUGAUCACUCAGUCCAGUCCACCUGGAAACCGUGACAACAUAAUGACCUUCAGCAGCAGCACACUGCCAAGGUCCCAUGGAGGCUCCUCUGUGGAGGAAGGCCGUAUCCCACGACGACAUGCCUCCAUCCACACCUCCAUGGACUCCGCCAGAUCCAAGCAGCUGCUCAGCCAAUGGAAGAACAAGAAUGAUAACAGGAAGCUGUCAAUGCAGGUGAUGGAUGGAAUAAGGCCACUCCCCUCUUCUCCCCAGAGGAACACAGAGUUCCGUUGCUCCUCUGAGCCAUGUGCAAUGGGCCUGGAAGUGGAGCUCCGGGCUGGAGCCCACAUACCUUCGUCCGCAGGCCAGGAAGUGGAGAUGCGUGCUGGGGCCCACAUCCCGGCGCAGUACAUGAAAUUAGCAGCAAGCUCUGUCCCUAUUGGCAAUCAUAAUCACCUGGCACAUAAUGGCAGCAGUGGAAUGGCCGGUGGGGCCAGAGUCUCCAUGCAGCCUCGUCCUGGAUCCUCCCAGCUGGUUCACAUUCCCGAGGAGGAAAAUCCUAACAGCAAGGAUCAGGAGAGUGAAUCAGAAGACAGCAUGAUGGACGGCGGAGGGUCAGUGAGAGAAAAAUGGCUGAGAGUUGCUGAGAAGACCACCCUUCCUUGCAGACCCCUGAGUGCUGGAGGACAGCCUCGUCUAAUGCAGGUCAUAGCCUUGUCCAAACAGCAAGGUCUCCUUCACUCUCCUCGUUCUGAAGAUGGAUCUAUUCGGUACAGAGCACUGACAGACCAAGAUCCAUCUCCUCCGGCCUCUACCACUGGGGCAAUAGGAGUUGGAGGAGGUGGUUUGGAAAGAAGUGGCAGCAUAGUUCGUGUUGAAGCUCAUCCUGAAUCCAGACAAAAGCCUGUGGUGAAACCUCCAAGCACAGAUGGCAGUGGAUCAUGGCGAUGGAAACCACCGGAACAAAGAGCAUCCCUGCGACAGUCAACGUUUGCCCUGAAUGACCUAAACAGACACGCAGACAGCUGUGAUUCUCUGAGAGAUGGAGGUUCAGUGGAUGGAAGGAGGAGCGUGACAGGGACUGAAUCAGAGAGUGAUGGUGGGGGGGACGGUGGAGGAGGAGGAGGUGCAUACGCCAAUCAUCCACGUGUGAUGCAUCCCUUACACCCCUUACACCAAAAUAAUCCUAACAAUUACCAGCAUCACAAUUUUAACCCAAACAAUCCCAAUAAUCCAAACUUUAACAAUGUUCAUCCAAAUUUUAACCCCAACUCCAACAUGUCUUUUCCUUCUACUGUCACCUUUGCUCCUCCCUUCCACCCUCACCCCCAAGCAGUCACCACUAUCAGGGUGACCCCGGUGGAGACGACAGCUGCUAGCAGUGACGGAGGUUCAGACAGCCAGUCUGUGGCCUCGUCCAGCCGGGAGUCCACUCUUCGAAGAAAGGGCAGUACUAAUGUUGUUCAUGUCCAAGACCGAGGGCCCACCCCAGAUCUCCAUAACAACCACCGCCCCAGUGAUGAUGGCAACCGCCUUGACAAUGAGAGCAGCAACCGUUUCCAUGAAAACCUUCGAAAUUUUCAAGAAAAUCCAAUCCAGCCUAAUUUCCCCAACAGGCAGAUGCAGGUCGUGUUUGGUCGUCCAAGCCCAACUCCUCCCCCUACUCUGCCCCGCCCCCUCCUGAGUCACACUCCACCUCCUACUAUGGGGCUGGCCUAUAAAGAAUGAGUCAUCCAUCUGUACCCGUGUUUAAAACAAUGUCAUCAGUUUGAGACUACUGUUAGGACCAAAACUUGUAAGAGUGUGGAAUCAUAUCUAGCCACUGUCCGGGAUCAAGACUGGGAAUGUUUCCCUCUCCCACAACAGUGAGUAUUCAACCCGUUCCAACCAACUCCAUCAGUUGUGAAUUUUAUAGCCUGGGCUCUAUGUGUAAGAGUUUGAACCCAUUUUUCAUUUUGUUAUGAUUUAACUUUAUAUUUAAAUCAACGCCUGUUGGAGAGACUGGAUAACUUUUGGCAAACAGUGACUUCAUAGGCACAAUGGGCUGAACAAACUGAGUGAUGCUAGUGUAUGAGGGAACCUAGAUCUCCAUCCGCUGUUCUCCUUUUACACUUGUGAAUUUGACACUGAUUGGAUUCACAAACUAUCAUUUACAUAUUUAUCAGCUUUUAUACUUUUACUGAACAAACCAACAACUUGUGAACAUUACAGAGUGAGCAAAUGAUCUACAUCCUACGGCCACCCCUGUAGUGAAUCUGCAGCCUGAAUGAAUCAAACCCCCAAUCUUCAGUGUGAGUGGGCCGCAGUCCUGAGUGCAGUCAGAGCACUAACAGUAUCUUAUAGGUGUGUGAUAUUGUGUUUGUGGUGGCAGAGAUCAAUAAGUUACAUAUUGUGUUAAAUAUAUAGUAUAACAUGCUGUCUUUAUUCUUUUAGAUGUAACAUUUUAAUUUUGUGCAGUAUGAUUUGCUGCUAAUCUUAGGGUUGUUGGUGCUUUGACAUGUGGAGUGAAUGAUCUAAAUCCACCGAAACAACAAGGCCGAAGACUAAACACAAGACGAAGAGAUACAAAUUACACAUUACGAUUCAGAAAGAUUCAUUUAUUGUAAAAAUCUACAUAUAGUUUAGGGGACAUAACAUUAUGGGAAAUGUCAUUUUAUUUAUUUAUAAUUCUAUAAUUUUUCAAUGAUUUUAAAACUAAUAAUCCAUAACACAUCAGAAUCCUUGUUCAAAAUGAUCAUUAAACAGUAACAAUUUCUUUACAUGUCUAUAAUUUUGGAUUCAUAACGAGCUUUAGACGAACCAUGUUUCUCUCUUUAUAGCACCGACAUGAAUAAGACGGUUUCUUUAAUAUAAAAGUCAACUUUUUAAUUGCUCUUAGUUAGUUUUACACACCUAAACCUUUUUUUGUUAUAUCAACAUCAUUACAAUUGAUAUUAAUAAUUACUAGGUAUUUGUACAUAUAUUAAUGCCAAAAAUGUGCAGUAUGGCUCUGUUGGUUCUCUAUUCACUAGGGCUGCAUAAUAUAUCACAAAUGUAUUGUCAUCAAAAUAUCAGUGUGCUCAAUAUUCAUAUCACAAAGAAUUGUUUGCAUAGCAAUAAUUGUUGGGUAAUAUAUUUUACAAGUUGUAUUUUUCAUGUUAAUGUAAUAUUUUGCCAGUAGGAUAAAGUCUGGACAGCAAAACCUCAAACCAGACAAAGAUCACAGAGUAACCACAGAUUAGAAAGAGAGGAAAGAAGAAUACAUCCACCUGAUAUCAUCACAACAAUAUUUACCAAAAUUAAAAUGAUUGCCAUCAGAAGAUUUUAUAAUAUUGUGCAGCCCUUCUAGUCAUUUUUACCAAACCUAUCUAGUCUUGUUUAAAACCUGAAGAAUAUUUCUGAGUGGAACCAAAAUGUGGAACUCUGUUACUACACAACUCAUUAACGGAAACCAGAAACGGUGACCAGACCAGAUCAACAGUCUGCUGCAGACCGUUAUGGUUUAUGACGAAUGCUUCAAGCUUUUUGUUGCCAUCAUUCAACAGUGACAUUAUGUAGCUGGUUUUACAUCAAUUAUAUCCUUCCUUCCUUUCA